Opisthocomus hoazin is the source of this 597-nucleotide messenger RNA. The record is from RefSeq and is a predicted model, not a curated record. NCBI's taxonomy places the organism in Eukaryota, Metazoa, Chordata, Aves, Opisthocomiformes, Opisthocomidae.
AUGGCGGCUGAUCAGGUAGCAGUAGCAGCACACUUGGGUUUUCAGCAUAAACAAAUGAACAUGCCCUCCUUUCCACAUUCCAACAUUCAAAACCAAAACCAGAUCCUUGAUGAACACAAUGAAAUACGGAGAUCAGUAAUUCCCUCAGCCAGGAACAUGCUGAAGAUGGUGUGGAGUGAGCAAGCUGCCAAAAAUGCUCAGAAAUGGGCCAAUAAGUGUGGGAUGAAAAUCAGUCCAAGAGAUCAGAGAGUUAUUAAUGGUGUCACCUGUGGUGAGAAUGUAUUACUAUCAUCUCACCCAAGAACAUGGGCUGAAGCAAUUCAAGUCUGGCGCAGUCAGUCCUCCAAUUUCAAGUACGGAUUUGGAGCAACCUCGAAAAAUGUCAAUAUCAAGAGCUAUACUCAGCUAAUCUGGUACAACAGUUACCAGAUUGGAUGUGGAGUUGCCUAUUGUCCUAGGAACCAGUUCCACUACUUUUAUGUUUGCCAAUAUUGUCCUCCAGGAAAUAACGCAAUGCAAAUAGCUACACCUUACAAAAGCGGACCAAGAUGUGCAGACUGUCCCGGCCACUGUGACAGAGGGCUUUGCAGUAAGUGA